This is a messenger RNA of Carassius gibelio (silver crucian carp), 1371 nucleotides long. RefSeq lists its product as uncharacterized. The record is from RefSeq and is a predicted model, not a curated record. Lineage: Eukaryota; Metazoa; Chordata; Actinopteri; Cypriniformes; Cyprinidae. The coding region runs from base 207 to 1025 and encodes 272 amino acids. The transcript is spliced from 8 exons.
AAGGAAUGGUAUUUCCUCUUUGUUGUGAUUUCAGUCAUGUGACUCGUUCAGCUCUAACAGCUCAUCUGAGUUCAGAUAGCUCCGGGGGAAGAAACACAUUUCCAGGCAAGUCCUCACCUGUGUGGAAUUCUCUUUCACUUUAGUUUUGUCUUGUUAAAUGUGCCGUGGUUUACGCCAGAACAAAAGAUUCAUGCUGAACUUUUACCAUGUUUUACCGGUUGAACCAUCUGCUGCUGCUGCUUCAUUGCCUCCUUUAUCACAGUGGAAACACAUCUAACCCUGUGUCAGGAGAAAAGAGAGGAAACAUCAGACUCAGAUGUGAACAUGAGGACAAUAAUAUUGUUCACAUUGAUUUAUUCAGGCUGUCAGAAGAUAUAGAUGUGUGUGAGACUGAAGAAUGUAGAGGACGAGUAUUUAAAGAAGGAAACUGUGACGUCGUCAUCAAGAAUCUGAUCUUCAGUGACGCUGGGAAAUACACUUUGAGAAUAUAUUACAAUAAUGAUCAGACAGAGCUGAAGCUACUAAUCAGGACGUAUCAACUUCAUAGUUAUGAUGAGAUUUCUGGGAAAAUAGGAAAGCCACUAAAGAUGUCUGUUCUGGUGUCUGAUGCUGAUAAAGUGGAGACAAACUCUAGUGGAGAGUGGAAGGAGGUUUGGACGAGAGAUCACGGGGUUCAGAGCGACCGAAUGAAUGAAACUGAUGGAAACCUGAUAAUUAAAUCAUUUCUGGACAGAGAUGCAGGAACAUACAGAGUUCUGGACGCUGAAGGAGAAAUCUUGAUCACAGUCACAAUCAAAAUAACAGCAUCCUCUACAGAAUCAGAUACAGAAUCACUGGAAAAACACACCAACACAGAUAUAGACAAAACAAAGGACACUGGACAACACAAGAACUGGAUUGUGUCAGUUGUCGUGUGUUUGCUGAUUCUGGCUGUGAUUGUGAUUUCUGUCUUCAUAUGGAGACGUCAGCACAGAGAUCACACACAGGUUCCAGCAGAUCCCCCACAGGAACUGGAGGAACUAUAAUGAUCGGAUUGAACUGCACAUAGGCCUUGAACACCUGGUCUUUCUGUAACAGAAGUGCCAAAAGAGGUUGAUGUCAUAGAUGGAGUGACUAUGAAAGAGAGGGCGUUGAUGUUUGGUGGUGUUGUUCUGGCGAUUGCUGUGUUUUUUCUGGCUACAGUCAUUGCAGGUUUUAUCAUUCACCAUCACGCCUGGCAGAAAGGAUGGAGCGCAGCCAAACGCUCAUCUCUGAUUCGUCACAAUUCAGCUAAAUGACACAUUUGUAUGCUUUAUUUUCCUGUCUGAGCUUUGCACUGCAAGCUAAACCAGAAAUACUAUACUACAAACUAAAAUAAAUGUCUAAAUGCUU